This is a messenger RNA of Exophiala bonariae, 450 nucleotides long. RefSeq lists its product as uncharacterized. NCBI's taxonomy places the organism in Eukaryota, Fungi, Ascomycota, Eurotiomycetes, Chaetothyriales, Herpotrichiellaceae. Bases 1 to 450 code for a protein of 149 amino acids. The transcript has a single exon. The record is from RefSeq and is a predicted model, not a curated record. Gene Ontology annotation, molecular function: fatty acyl-CoA hydrolase activity.
AUGGCUACCACCAAGACACCUCUGGAAAGUGUUCAAGCUUGCUGGCAUCGCGUCUCGCAGAACUCGCCAGUCUAUGAAUUCUUCUUCUCAGAGAUCGUCUUGGUCUCUGCGACCCACGGGUCUAUGGUGGCUACUUUGAAGGUAAAACCAAACCACUUGAACUCCAAGGGCACCCUCCACGGAUCCAUGUCAGCCACGAUCGUAGAUUGGGCAGGUGGUAUGGCUAUUGCCAGUACUGGCCUUGAGAAGACUGGAUUGAGCACCGACAUCCACGUGUCAUACGUGUCGACUGCGAAGCUCGAUGAUAUUCUGACCAUCGAGGGCAGUGUCAGCAAGGUUGGUCGCAACUUGGGCUUCACCACCGUCACUGUCUACAAAGGAGAAGGAGAGAACAGAUCUGUGGUGGCCCAUGGUACACAUACAAAAUACAUUCUUCGUGAUCGAGAAUGA